AUGCAUACACAUCAGAUUAUUAUUAUGAUAUGCCUGGUGACAAUAAGUAUUACUUGUACUGAAAUGGUAGUACUAGACCCAUCUUUAUAUUUAUCUCCGAGUCCUCCUUUAACCACGACGAAAGAUAAUGACGUCCAAAAAUUAUGGUCACGAAGCGUAGAUUCUGUAACUAAAGAAAAAACAAGAAAACGGACCCCAUCAAUUCAUAGUGAUGAAAUUACAACCUCGAUUCAACAACAUGAAACAAUGGAAGGUUCAGAAACAUUUUGGCCAAGUUUUCGUCCUAAUGUGAGAGGCAUACACAUACCAUUAAGUUUUCAUAUAUCUGGCACAUACGGUGGAAAUUCCGGUACUGGCGUAUACACUAGCAGUUAUAUGGAUAUGGCUACCGGAUAUGAAAAGUUGGGUAAAGCUGUUCUAGCAGGAACCAGUUACAAAUCUUAUGGGAGAUAUCCUGGGAUUAGGAUAUACGGUGGUGAUACCAAGCCAGCGUGGAGUGGAUGGGGAAAUGGCAAAUGGGGUCAUUAUGGCAAAGGA
Molecule: messenger RNA, 537 nt
Organism: Brenthis ino (lesser marbled fritillary)
Lineage: Eukaryota; Metazoa; Arthropoda; Insecta; Lepidoptera; Nymphalidae
Source: the annotation of a GenBank genome assembly